AUGAACAUCGAGCUCCUUAAAGCCAUUAUCGAAAGUGAAACCACCAUCCCACCAUCCGCUCAACAGCUCGUCUACAAUAACCAGCUCCUUCAAAACCCUGCUCAGACCCUUGACCAAGUCGGGAUUGGCGAAGGUGACAUGCUAGGCGUUCAUGUUGUCCAACGCACUGCCCCCCCAACUACCUCCCCGACCACCGACGUCAACAGCCCCCGGACCUAG
This is a messenger RNA of Penicillium malachiteum, 219 nucleotides long. RefSeq lists its product as uncharacterized. The transcript has a single exon. Gene Ontology annotation, molecular function: protein binding. The coding region runs from base 1 to 219 and encodes 72 amino acids. The record is from RefSeq and is a predicted model, not a curated record. NCBI's taxonomy places the organism in Eukaryota, Fungi, Ascomycota, Eurotiomycetes, Eurotiales, Aspergillaceae.